Oncorhynchus masou masou (cherry salmon) is the source of this 1457-nucleotide messenger RNA. RefSeq names its product MAM domain-containing glycosylphosphatidylinositol anchor protein 2-like. Gene Ontology annotation, biological process: synapse organization; homophilic cell-cell adhesion. The coding region runs from base 1035 to 1457 and encodes 140 amino acids. The transcript is spliced from 4 exons. Lineage: Eukaryota; Metazoa; Chordata; Actinopteri; Salmoniformes; Salmonidae. The record is from RefSeq and is a predicted model, not a curated record. Gene Ontology annotation, molecular function: axon guidance receptor activity. Gene Ontology annotation, cellular component: plasma membrane; axon; neuronal cell body.
CACGCACUCCUUGACGUAGCGAGAGACCGGUUGCAGUGCCGCUCGUCUCUGUAGCAGCGCAGCACGUAUUGCGCAACGUGACUAACACCCAGGUCGCCCCGUAGCCGCCAAUCCAUCCGGUAAAACACCGUUAUCCUACAAAGUGGGAUUGGGAAGUGAGCCGACGAGAAGCUCUUCAUUUUAUUCUACACCAGAAUCAUCACAGGAAUCGGGUGCACGCGCCACACUCCCUAUACCGGACUCACCCACCUCUACAUCCCCACAGAGAUGACUCGCGCACGGUGUCGGAAGUCGUGAUGUAGCCGUUAGUGAGCGAGAGCACCAGCUAGCCCCUGAAGCAACAUCGCGGUUCAAGAACUCAACGGCUUGUAGCAGCAGGCAACCGUUUUUUCCCCGAGCAUCAAAUUGCAUAGAGUCUCGCUAGGAUUCAAAUGGCAACGCUUUUAACACAUGACAGUUCAUGUAUUCUAUCUAAACAAGACAUGGCAACCACUGGAACCGCUGAGGAGCCAUGUCCCUGGAUACCAUCUCAACCAUUCUGCAGCCAGGAGCAUCAGUGUGACCACUCAGUGAGGAGCUACGAGGGUAAGCACCAACGUGACGGACGGGACUGAAUAGACAUCAUUAUUGGGUCCCACCUACCUGAAGCAGCCUAUUCGAUCCACUGUCAUCACUGACAGUCUUUGGGCUAGGGCGGUAGUCUUCUGCUCUGCACCGUCUCUCUUCCCUGGCUCUCUGUUUGCUACAGAACCGCCAAGACAUCCACUGGCUCAGUAUACAAGCAGUACACCACUUUUGCAAAUUAAUUCGUCAAGCACUUGCUUUAUUGUGACAGUGUACUGAGGUGAAAACGCGCCUUUUAGCUUUUGGCGUUCAUAAAUUACCGUUGCAACGCAUUCAGAACAUUGGAGGAUUGGAGCGGCAGCGGUGUUCUAUCUAUACACGCGAGUUCCAUCGCUUCUCCAACCUCUUUCGUCAACCCGGAAAGGACUUCUUGCCUUUGAGAGCUGGAUAUGUUGAGAUUAACGUAAAGGAUGGAUCUAAUAAUAUCUGUUUUGGGGAUCCUGACGCUGUUACUGGAGGGCAUCAGUUGCCAAGGAGUGUACGCGCCCCCUACGGUCCGCAUCGUCCACUCGGGCCACGCCUGUAACGUUGAGGAGGAGCGCCACGCGGAGAGGGUGUACACAAUCCGGGAGGGAGAGACCCUUGAACUCACCUGUCUUGUCACAGGACACCCACGGCCACAGAUCCGAUGGACCAAGACAGCAGGCAGUGUGUCUGACCGCUUCCAGGACUCGAGUGUGUUUAACGAGACGCUGCACAUCACCAAGAUCCAGAGACACCAAGGGGGACGCUACUACUGCAAGGCUGAGAACGGCUUGGGCUCCCCGGCCAUCAAGUCCAUACGGGUCGACGUCUACUUGUACCUUCUCAAUGUUGCAUCAAAUCCAAAGUGA